AUGUUGGUUCUUUCAUCGAUCGUUGGAUUAGAGGCGCUAUUUCCCAUCACAGUUGGUGGUUACGAUGGCAACGAGUUUCUCUCCAGUGUGGAGGUCUAUGACCCCUCCCGCGACACGUGGACAAGAACUACUGUGAUGCCCUGUGGCAAGUCGGGUCACGCGGUGGUCACGAGUAGAGAGCCAGUGGCAGCCAUCGCUGCCUCCGCCACCACCUCCACCUCCCCCUCUGUUCGUCCCUUUGUACAGUCUCCUCCUCCCUCUCCCUCCCUCGCCUUCUCUGCACCGAACGAAUACAUGUGA
Molecule: messenger RNA, 300 nt
Organism: Echinococcus granulosus
Lineage: Eukaryota; Metazoa; Platyhelminthes; Cestoda; Cyclophyllidea; Taeniidae
Product: Kelch-like ECH-associated protein
Exons: 3
Coding region: 1-300 (99 amino acids)
Molecular function (GO): protein binding
Source: RefSeq, a predicted model, not a curated record